AUGUUCGGAAACACCUCUCUUAAGAAGAAGCGCAACAUCAAGAAGCAUUCGGCUCAUCAUGAUUUCUUGGACGUGAUAGGCGAACAGUCCACCUCUCUGUCCGGCUCAUCUAAGUGUGCGAAGGUCGACGUCACCAAACAAGAGGCUGAUUCCAAUGAAGCCAAUGAUGGGAUCCAAGCUGGACCCCCUCAAGCUCAGUGUGCACCAGAUAAAGAUGUCCUGAAGCGUGUUCACAAGCCCCAGACUCAAAUCCGUGCACUCCCUCAGCUCGAAGAUUUUAUCACCACCCUCGAUGUUGCCUUGCCUGCCAAGGCUGAGGUCCUACUCCUUCCAUCCGACUUCACAGCCGACAAACACCAGACACUGGGCCUCACUUUGCUUGCGAAAGUGGAGUAUCAGUUGUGGGAGGGUGAGGCCAAUGACACUGUCUCAUCACUCUGCAGCACCAUCCUGCAUGGUAUGGUUCUUCUGGAUGCAAAGAAGGCACAUUCCCAUGGUGUCUACCAAAACACAAGAUCCAUGUGUUUCAUCAGGAGUGUUCAGGACAAAAAGAAGGUCUGGAUGGCCCAGUACCGUGAGGCUCAUCGCCGACUGCUUUCCCUUGCUGACGAUGAGGCUGAGGUGGCAUCCGAGUUCCCAGAGCUGUCCGAAGAAGACACCUUUGCAAAGAAUGCUGCAUCAGCACACAAGCUCAAGGAUGGCUCAAAUAUGGACAGCUGGAUAUGGGGCUUUGGAAGGUUGCAUGGGAUGGACGAGGUUCAGAAGGCUGAUUUCCUGAUUCAGCAAGAGGUCGAGCUCUUGGAAGAGGAAUUCCGAUGCCUGAUACGUGCAUGCUGCAUGAUGGGAACUACCUGGACCACCCUCGCAAGCUCCAUUUCUAGCAAGUACGCCCCCGAUCAGAAGACUCUUCGUAUCGCCCAAGGAUCUGGUCUUGACCAGUCAUCUGGAUACCGAGCCUAUGCUUUUCAGAAGGCCGCCAUGUACCAGAAGAUGGAAUCUGUUGCUCAUGAGCACUUUGCUGCGCUCGACGGCGAGUGGCCCUCUGAAGACGAAACCCUCUCAGAAAUGGUGAUGCAGCUUUGCCCUGUGACAGCUGUAGAUUGGGAAGAUGUUUGCCAUGAAGCUGCACAGGCAAAAGCAGCAGCUCAAGCAAGCACUUGA
Cyclocybe aegerita is the source of this 1161-nucleotide messenger RNA. The record is from the annotation of a GenBank genome assembly. Lineage: Eukaryota; Fungi; Basidiomycota; Agaricomycetes; Agaricales; Hemipholiotaceae.